AUGGCGAACCGCUACCAUACGGACGAUCUGCGGCUUGCGUGGUUCAGUCGGAUGAAAUUCCGCGCUCUAAGCAAUGCCGCAGCGCGGAACAGCAGCCUCCAUUCCUGGUUGAGAAGCACAGUAAACCAGAUUACUACAUACACAUACCAUACUCAGAAGGUUUACGCGAACGGAAAAAUUAUGAGGGUGUCGAAAGCCAUCUCCCUCUUCUCUCCAGUUUCCACCUCUAAACCAGCAUCUCCCGCUGCAGGCGACGAUCUGAUCAAACUACGUACCGUUGGUGCAGGCAUCGCUAUGCACAUCGUCCUAGGAGAUGCUAUACUGAGCUACCAUAUCCCUCCUGAACACCCUGUCGGCGAAGCUAACGUGACAUUCGGAGUGCACUCGGCGCUUCGGUGUACCGGGUCGCGCGCCAAGGACCGCUUUCGCUACUUUCAACCCGUUCAGACGGAGUUGCACACAAGGCAUUCCCACUCGCAGGAACAAAAUCGAUACGCUCACAUCGCACAACUCAAACUCCGUUGA
Molecule: messenger RNA, 525 nt
Organism: Neurospora hispaniola
Lineage: Eukaryota; Fungi; Ascomycota; Sordariomycetes; Sordariales; Sordariaceae
Exons: 4
Coding region: 1-525 (174 amino acids)
Source: RefSeq, a predicted model, not a curated record